UGCGCACGUGUUCCGUGCCCCGCACGCGCAUCACGCAGGCCCACUCGUCCGCGCACGCACGCACUCCCGCACGCGCGCCGCGCCCGCCCAGUUGCCUGCGCACGCGCACCACACCCGUUCGCGCGCCCGUCUCGGUGGAAGCUUUUUGCCUGGCUGAGUUAAGCGUCUUCCACCAUGGCGGAGAUGGCAGAGCUUUGCGAGCUGUACGAAGAAAGCAACGAGCUGCAGAUGGACGAGCUGCCCGGCGAGGGCGAUAUGGAGGUAGGCCGCGGGGCCCGCGGGCCGGCCCCGGAGGAGGGCCCCAUGGAGGAGGAGGCCGCGCCGUUAGCCGCCCGCGCUCAGCGCGGCCUGUUCCCCGAGGCUGGCGCAGACCUGGAGGGCGACGAGUUUGAUGACUGGGAGGACGACUACGACUUCCCAGAAGAGGAGCGCUGGAGCGGCGCGAUGCACAGGGUGUCUGCCGCGCUGGAGGAAGCCAACAAGGUGUUCCUGAGAACGGCGCGAGCCGGAGAUGCCCUGGAUGGCGGCUUUCAGGCGCGCUGCGAGAAGAGCCCUUUCGACCAGCUAGCCUUUAUCGAAGAGCUGUUUUCGCUGAUGGUUGUCAAUCGACUGACCGAAGAGCUCGGUUGUGAUGAGAUCAUUGAUCGAGAGUAAAUGCUGACGAAAGAGGAAACUACCUGAGAGGGAGAGAUUCAACAUUCUGCUAUUUUUGGGUUCAUUCCAGCUAGUUUUGUGCAAAACAAAAAACAAAAACGGUUUUUGUUUCUCGGAAUAGAAGACAAAACAGUGAGUGACCGUGCAGUCGUGGAAGAGGAGAAUCAAGGAAGGAGGGGCUCAGCAAAAAAAAAAAAAAAAGCUGGUUCAGACUGUUGAACGAGAUGAUUUUUCCCUGCGAUGGAGAAGAACUUGCUCGUGUUAAGCCUGUAAAAAUGGUUUCGCAAGAGAAAAUCGUGACUGCCAAUACAAGAAUCUAAUUAAAGAAUGAGGAAAAAUACAUCCACAAGAUAUCUUUGAUUUGAACUGAAAACCUGUUGAGAAAACUUUCCAAAUUCUAUUUUGUGGUUUAUAUAAAUCAGUUAUCAAAAGCUAAAUUUGAGAUGUAAGAUUGAAUACUUAUCCACCCCAAAGAAAAAGCAAAGGAAAUAUGUGUGUUAAGUGUAGGCGUGUUAUCAUGUGUACUAUUAAAAUGUGUUACAAAAGAUGGAAUUUUGACUGCACAUGUAUCUUCAUGAUUUAUAAAGCUAUGUGAUCUGUAAUUUGGAAAAAUCCAUUGUGAUGAUUUUUUAAAGUUAAAUAUAUAUAAAACCAACCAGAUGUCUUUUUAAAGUUUCAAGUUCAUGCAUUAAUAUUUAUGGGAAAGCCCAAAGACAAAUUUUCUAAUACCCUUUUAUACUCGGGAACUUUUGCUUGCUGCUUUUUACCUUGACAGAUGGUAAGACUAUAGCUGAACUUCAUAUUGUAAGAGCUGUUUGUGAAAAUUGUCAAGUAAAAGGAAACCCUGCCUGUACCUAUAAAAGAUUUUAUGAGCUAUUAUGCUGUCAAAUGUUGAAGGUUUUAAACCUGCUCAGAAGUCCACCUGGGUACCUGAUAUUCAAAUGCUCUCUCUCCCUCUCUUCCUCUCUCCCUCCCUCUUUCUGAUUAAGCUUGUUAGUCCCUAUGCACCAGCAUUGGCGAUAAUAAAUUUUCCUGUUCUGUG
Messenger RNA from Mesocricetus auratus (golden hamster), 1696 nucleotides. It is a transcript of the gene Eid1, whose product is annotated as EP300 interacting inhibitor of differentiation 1. The transcript has a single exon. The coding region runs from base 175 to 654 and encodes 159 amino acids. NCBI's taxonomy places the organism in Eukaryota, Metazoa, Chordata, Mammalia, Rodentia, Cricetidae. The record is from RefSeq and is a predicted model, not a curated record. Gene Ontology annotation, cellular component: nucleoplasm. Gene Ontology annotation, molecular function: transcription corepressor activity. Gene Ontology annotation, biological process: negative regulation of DNA-templated transcription.